This is a messenger RNA of Castor canadensis (American beaver), 5950 nucleotides long. RefSeq names its product inositol polyphosphate-5-phosphatase D (gene Inpp5d). The record is from RefSeq and is a predicted model, not a curated record. Gene Ontology annotation, biological process: negative regulation of signal transduction; negative regulation of neutrophil differentiation; negative regulation of bone resorption. Gene Ontology annotation, cellular component: cytosol. Gene Ontology annotation, molecular function: phosphatase activity. NCBI's taxonomy places the organism in Eukaryota, Metazoa, Chordata, Mammalia, Rodentia, Castoridae.
CUGAGGCGACUGAGAGGGGACAGGCAGAAGCUCUGGCACAGGGCCGUCAGCUGCCCUUGGUGGUGUGAAGGUCCUGAGGGUGGCAGUUGGUCCGGCCCACGCCCACAAUGGUCCCCGGCUGGAAUCACGGCAACAUCACCCGCUCCAAGGCAGAGGAGCUGCUCUCCAGGGCGGGCAAGGACGGGAGCUUCCUCGUGCGUGCCAGCGAGUCCAUCGCCCGGGCAUACGCGCUCUGUGUGCUGUACAGGAAUUGUGUUUACACUUACAGAAUCCUGCCCAAUGAAGAUGAAAAAUUCACUGUUCAGGCAUCCGAAGGCGUCCCCAUGAGGUUCUUCACCAAGCUGGAUCAGCUCAUUGACUUUUAUAAGAAGGAAAACAUGGGGCUGGUGACCCACCUGCAGUACCCAGUGCCACUGGAGGAGGAGGACACGACCGACGACCCAGAGGAGGACACGGAGAGUGUCAUGUCUCCACCUGAGCUGCCACCCAGAAACAUCCCUCUACCUCCUGGGCCCUGCGAGGCUAAGGAAAUUCCUCUUCCAGUGGAGAGCCCCCGAGCGACCGAGGUCAGCCGGCCCAGCCUCUCCGAGACGCUGUUUCAGCGGCUACAGAGCAUGGACACCAGCGGGCUUCCAGAAGAGCAUCUGAAGGCCAUUCAAGAUUAUCUGAGCACUCAGUUCACCAUAGAUUGUGACUUUGUGAAGACAGGCUCCAGCAGCCUUCCUCACCUGAAGAAGCUGACCUCACUGCUCUAGGAGCUCCAUGGAGAAGUUGUCCGGACCCUCCCCUCCCUGGAGUCUCUGCAGAGGUUGUUUGACCAGCAGCUCUCCCCUGGUCUCCGUCCACGUCCUCAGGUGCCCACUGAGGCCAAUCCCGCUAACAUGGUGGCCAAGCUCAGCCAACUGACAAGUCUGCUGUCCUCCAUUGAAGACAAGGUCAAGGCCUUGCUGCACGAGGGUCCUGAGUCUACCCACCGGCGUUCCCUCAUUCCUCCCGUCACCUUUGAGGUGAAGUCUGAGUCUCUGGGGAUUCCUCAGAAAAUUCAGCUCAAAGUGGACGUUGAGUCUGGGAAACUGGUCGUGAAGAAAUCCAAGGAUGGGCCCGAGGACAAGUUCUACAGCCACAAGAAAAUCCUGCAGCUCAUCAAGUCACAGAAGUUUCUGAACAAGUUGGUGAUCCUGGUGGAAACAGAGAAGGAGAAGAUCCUGCGGAAGGAGUAUGUUUUUGCUGACUCCAAAAAGAGAGAAGGUUUCUGCCAGCUGCUGCAGCAGAUGAAGAACAAGCACUCCGAGCAGCCAGAGCCUGACAUGAUCACCAUCUUCAUCGGCACCUGGAACAUGGGUAACGCCCCCCCUCCCAAGAAGAUCACGUCCUGGUUUCUCUCCAAGGGGCAGGGAAAGACGCGGGACGACUCAGCCGACUACAUUCCCCAUGACAUCUACGUGAUUGGCACCCAGGAGGACCCCCUGGGAGAGAAGGAGUGGCUGGAGAUUCUCAGACACUCCCUGCAAGAAGUCACCAGCAUGACUUUUAAAACAGUUGCCAUCCACACCCUCUGGAAUAUCCGCAUCGUGGUGUUGGCCAAGCCGGAGCACGAGAACCGGAUCAGCCACAUCUGCACUGACAAUGUGAAGACGGGCAUUGCGAACACCCUGGGGAACAAGGGAGCCGUGGGGGUGUCGUUCAUGUUCAAUGGGACCUCCUUGGGGUUUGUUAACAGCCACUUGACUUCUGGAAGUGAAAAGAAGCUUAGGCGAAACCAAAACUACAUGAACAUUCUGCGGUUUCUGGCUCUGGGAGACAAGAAGCUGAGUCCCUUCAACAUCACCCACCGCUUUACCCACCUCUUCUGGCUUGGGGAUCUCAACUAUCGCGUGGAGCUACCCACCUGGGAGGCAGAAGCCAUCGUGCAGAAGAUCAAGCAACAGCAGUAUGCAGAUCUGCUGGUCCACGACCAGCUGCUCACGGAGAGGAGGGAGCAGAAGGUUUUCUUGCACUUUGAGGAAGAAGAGAUCACGUUCGCACCCACCUACCGAUUUGAAAGACUCACCCGGGACAAAUAUGCCUACACAAAACAGAAGGCGACAGGGAUGAAGUACAACCUGCCCUCCUGGUGCGACCGAGUCCUCUGGAAAUCUUAUCCACUGGUACACGUAGUGUGUCAGUCGUACGGUAGUACCAGCGACAUCAUGACAAGUGACCACAGUCCUGUCUUUGCUACAUUUGAGGCAGGGGUCACCUCCCAGUUUGUCUCCAAGAAUGGGCCUGGCACUGUUGACAGCCAAGGGCAGAUCGAGUUCCUCGAAUGCUACGCCACACUGAAAACCAAGUCUCAGACCAAGUUCUACCUGGAGUUCCACUCAAGCUGCUUAGAGAGUUUUGUCAAGAGUCAGGAAGGAGAAAAUGAAGAGGGAAGCGAAGGGGAGCUGGUGGUGAGGUUUGGUGAGACCCUUCCCAAGCUGAAGCCCAUUAUCUCCGACCCCGAGUACCUGCUGGACCAGCACAUCCUGAUCAGCAUUAAAUCCUCUGACAGUGACGAAUCCUACGGUGAGGGCUGCAUUGCCCUUCGGUUGGAGGCUACGGAAACCCAGCUGCCCAUCCAUACUCCUCUCACCCACCAUGGAGAGAUGACAGGCCACUUCCGGGGAGAGAUUAAGCUGCAGACCUCCCAGGGCAAGAAGAGGGAGAAGCUCUAUGACUUUGUGAAGACGGAGCGGGAUGAGUUGAGUGGGACCAAGUGCCUAAAGAACCUCACCAGCCAUGAUCCCAUGAAGCAGUGGGAGCCUGCUGUCAGGGCUCCUCCAUGUGGUGCCUCUGGUGUCACUGAGAUCAUCAACCCCAGCUACAUAGGAAUGGGGCACUUGGGGCAGCCCCUGCAUGGGAAGCAGAACCUGUCCCCGGACCAGCAGCUCACAGCCUGGAGCUAUGACCAGCCACUCAAGGACUCCUCUUUGGGGUCUGGGAGAGGAGACAGUCCUCCGACCCCUCCCUCCCAGCCGCCCCUAUCACCGAAGAAGUUUUCAUCCUCAACAGCAAAUCGGGGGCCCUGCCCUAGGGCACAGGAGUCAAGGCCCAGUGACCUCGGGAAGAACACAGCCGAAGCUCUGCCGCAGGAGGACCUGCAGCUGAUGAAGCCAGAGAUGUUUGAGAACCCACUGUACGGAUCCGUGAGUUCCUUUCCUAAGCUGGUUCCCAGGAAAGAGCAGGAGUCCCCCAAGAUGCUGCGGAAAGAGCCCCCACCCUGCCCGGACCCGGGGAUCUCAUCACCCUGCAUCUUGCUCACCAAAGCUCAGGAGACCGAGAGCUGCAAGGGGACAGGCAAGCAGGUCCCCACGCCCUUCCUCAGCCCCACACCCCGGCUCCGCUCCUUCACCUGCUCGUCCUCUGCGGAGGGCAAGGCAACCAGCGGGGACAAAAGCCAAGGAAAGCCCAAGGCCCCAGCCAGCUCCCAAGCUCCAGUGCCGGCCAAGAGGCCCAUCAAGCCUUCCAGGUCGGAUAUGAGCCAGCAGAUGACCAUACCCAUCCCAGCACCACGACCACCUCUGCCUGCCAAGAGCCCAGCGGUUCUACAGCUGCAGCACUCCAAAGGACGUGACUAUCGUGACAACACCGAGCUCCCCCACCACAGCAAGCACCGGCCAGAGGAGGGGCUGCUGGGCAGGACUGCUAUGCAGUGAAGGCCCUGGUGAGCUGCCGGUGAUGGGAGCCUAGAGGAGCAGCACGAAGCCACUCGAAGCCUCUCCCGGGACCUUUUGCUGGCUCCUCCUACUUAGCUUCCUGUGCAAGGCUUUGUACUUUUCAGUGAAGGCCCUCACUUCUGUGGGGUGGAGGAGUGUUGCUGGUUGGGACACUGGGCAGCAGGUGCUGCUGAGGUCAGAAGGAAAACGCACCCAAGUGGGCAACAAAUAACCACACACCUGGGUUCCAGCUUGUGCUCAGUACUUGGGACCCCAGGGACUAGUUCAGGUCACCAUGUUGAAGAAAGAAACUGAAGCACCCAUCUGAGGGCGCAGAUAUAAAUAAUAAUAAUAAUAUUAAUAAUAAUAGCAGCCACAUGGGUGAGUGCUCGCCAUGUGCCACUUGGCCGUGCUAAGUGCUUUACGAACAUUAUGUCAGGAUGACCUUGAGCUGAGGCUCCUGGAGGGUUUGGACAAAGCAUUAAGAAGGCUGGUGCCCCUGGAGCAAGACAGAGGCUCAGCUGUUUAGGGAGCUGAAGAGUCUGAGUUGCCAACUUAAGGUACAAGGAGCCUGGCCCUAUCCAGCUUCAGUGAUGUGGGCUGCUUUAGCUAAGGUUGGGAGGUCUGGCAGAGCCUGCGUAGAGAGUAGGGAUCUGCCUGCCUUCUCUUGGUUCUUGAAUCGGCAGAAGCCAGAAAAUCAGCUCCAGCUCUCUAGUUGAAAGAUGUGGACUCAACCUGUGCUGGAGAUGUUGAGGUCCGUGCUCAGUACACAUGCCAGGCUCCCUGUGUGCUAUAGAGAUGGGCGGCGAGGCCCUCUCUAGCCUGGCUGCUGGACAGGGUAGGCCUCCUGGACCUAGGCUCUUCAAAUAGCCUGGUCUCUUCUCCCCACUCUGGCUUUCAGUCCUGCAUCCUUGAUUACUAGGAGAAUAGACUGCUAAUGUCUUUUCUUGUAUUGCUUUUUGACAUAACAGAAUUAAUAACAGAAAACCUUGCUGGAGCUGUGCUUGUCUGUAAUCCCAGCACUUAGGAGGUUGAGGUAGGAGGAUCACAAUUUUGAAGCCACCUGGGCCGUAAGGCAAGACCCUGCUUCAAAAAAUAAAAACAAACAACAAUAACAACAACAACAAAAGAAUUCAUGUCAGAAAUCAAAUCCAGAGUGUGUGGGAGAGCAGAAUGGGUAUGCACCCCCAAAUGCCCAACGGGCAUCAGUCUGUGUGACCAAUAAACUGUGCCUUUCUCCCUUGGCUCCUGGCUGUGUGGCAUUUUUCCCUGACAGAGCCACAGGUGCCUCUCUGGACUGUGGGGGCUACAGAGGAGCAGCUGGGAGUGAGAGUUGUUGAGGGCUCAUGGUGGUGACAGGAAGGAGCCACUCUCACCAGAUGGGACCCCAUGCGGCCAGUUUGAGGUUGAAUGCAGACUGGGACAGGGUAGAUGUCAUUCCCUCUGUGCAGGCAUCUUCAUGGGACUCCAAACAUCCUGUAGUCCCCAGCUUCCACAGGUAUCUCUUGACCCCAAGUGUCUUGCAGCCCAUAAGUUCCUACCAGCUUUUCUAAGUGCUGCUCAUUGAAGCUCCAGAGAUAAUAAACACAAGCAACCACCCCACAGGUCAAGGAGCUACCCCAGGCUGCUCAGCAUCUGCUGUUCACAGACUUCAGGCCUAGGCUCCAGGCAAAGCUUCAGGAAGUGGUGUCCUUGGCAGCCACAGAAAAACCAUUCACUGCCUGCCCCAGUGGCCCCAGUGGCCAGUGUGUACUGGCAGGCACAGGGCUAAGAUCCCACUAGACCCUCAGCUCCUGACCCCUACUCAAGUGAGAGGCCCUUGCCUUGCAAGCUUGCUUUCUGGUCUCCAUAUGAAACCUAACCACCAUCCCUAGCCCCCAGCAUUCUGGCCCAAUAAACCAAGGGCCUGGAUAGAGACAACUGGAGACAGACAUUUUUCAGUCCCUCCUCUACCCCAGAACUAAGGACCGGGGCCACUGUAGUCCUUGGAAGCCACCAGGAUGUUCUUCCAGGGUGAGCUGGGGUGUCACACGAGAUGCAUAGCCACCCACCCACUGGGAGAGCACACAGCUUCUGCAGGGUGGAUGCUCAGAUCUUCCUCAUUUCUACAUGUUCCUGGUGAUGUGGGGAAGCACCUUAUGCUCCCUGUCCCUCACGCUGAGCUCUAGUCAUCUGAGCAGAUGCGCUGCUGUGUCCCUCAUUCUCCACAGUCCGACACAGGCAUUCUGUGAGGCCUGUGGAUGGACAACCGAGGCCCCCUCAUGCCCAGAACA